This is a messenger RNA of Fonsecaea multimorphosa CBS 102226, 783 nucleotides long. RefSeq lists its product as uncharacterized. Lineage: Eukaryota; Fungi; Ascomycota; Eurotiomycetes; Chaetothyriales; Herpotrichiellaceae. Gene Ontology annotation, biological process: protein phosphorylation. The coding region runs from base 1 to 783 and encodes 260 amino acids. The record is from RefSeq and is a predicted model, not a curated record. Gene Ontology annotation, molecular function: protein kinase activity; ATP binding. The transcript has a single exon.
AUGGCGGAGUGGGCCGAGAAACUCCAAGGCUUCGUUUUCGAUCUUCCCUAUAUUUCCCAGGGCGGCUCAGGUGCAGUGUUCGCCUUGGACGACAAGACCGUCAUCAAGGUCGCCAUUGGAAGCGAGGAGGAUCAUGGCGACCACAUGGUUGAGCGGGAAAUCUACGGGCGCCUCGGUCACCACCCACGCAUUGUCAAAUGUAUCUCCAUCCACGACAAAGGAAUCAUCCUCGAGAGGCUCCAAUACCCGUUGCGGCUGCGACUCAUUGAACUCCGGCAGAAAAAUGAACUACCGGCUGAGGCACAAAUUUUCAAAUGGUCCAAGCAGACUAGCGAGGCGAUGCAGGACAUCCAUGGAAAGAGUGUUCUUCAGGUUGACAUUGGGACUCACAAUCUCCUGCUCGACCAUCAAGACAACAUCAAGCUAUGUGACUUUGCUGGCUCUUCGAUAGACCACGGGGAGCCUACGGUGUUACCUGGUGGUCAUGAGGGGUUUCAAUUAUUUAUCGGUAACAAAAAGCCGAGCAUACACACUGAACUGUAUUCUCUGGGCUGCAUCAUAUUCGAGAUUUCAACAGUGUGGCAGCCCUACCAUGGCAAGACAGACAGGGAGAUCGAGGAGCUAUACAAGGCCGGCGGCUUUCCAGAUACCGACCGUCUGAUUUUGGGAUCCGUGAUCCGAAAAUGCUGGACUUUUCAAUACAGCAGUGCCGACGAGGUUGUGGACGAGAUAGACAGAAUCAUGGAUGAGCAUUCGAUGAAGACUGCGGCUGGGUGUAUCUGA